CCCCGCCCUCCGUCGGUGGGUCCCGUGUCGGCGGCGGACGCUCCCGCGGGCCUCGCUACCGGACGACGACGACGACGAGGAGGACGAGGACGAGGAGCAGGACGAGGAGCAGCGAGGCGCACGCCCAACAUGGCGGCGGGGGCUGCGGGGGGCGGGGGCGGCGGGCCGGAGCUGGUCCGCGGGCAGCUCUUCGACGUGGGCCCGCGCUACACCAACCUCUCCUACAUCGGCGAGGGCGCCUACGGCAUGGUCUGCUCCGCCUACGAUAACGUCAAUAAAGUUCGGGUGGCCAUCAAGAAGAUCAGCCCCUUCGAGCACCAGACGUAUUGCCAGAGAACUCUGCGGGAGAUCAAGAUCUUACUGCGCUUCCGGCACGAGAAUAUCAUCGGCAUCAAUGACAUCAUCCGCGCCCCGACCAUCGAGCAGAUGAAAGAUGUCUACAUCGUGCAGGACCUGAUGGAGACGGACCUCUACAAGCUCCUGAAGACGCAGCACCUCAGCAACGACCACAUCUGCUAUUUCCUCUACCAGAUCCUGAGGGGCCUCAAGUACAUCCACUCCGCCAACGUCCUGCACCGGGACCUCAAGCCCUCCAACCUGCUGCUCAACACCACGUGCGACCUCAAGAUCUGCGACUUCGGGCUGGCGCGGGUCGCCGACCCGGACCACGACCACACGGGCUUCCUGACGGAGUACGUGGCCACGCGCUGGUACCGGGCCCCCGAGAUCAUGCUCAACUCGAAGGGUUACACCAAGUCGAUCGACAUCUGGUCCGUGGGCUGCAUCCUGGCCGAGAUGCUGUCCAACCGACCCAUCUUCCCGGGGAAGCACUAUCUCGACCAGCUGAACCACAUCCUCGGCAUCCUCGGGUCCCCGUCGCAGGAAGACCUGAACUGCAUCAUCAACCUGAAGGCCAGAAAUUACCUGCUCUCCCUUCCCCACAAAAACAAGGUGCCGUGGAACAGGCUGUUUCCGAACGCCGAUCCCAAAGCUCUGGAUCUGCUGGAUAAGAUGCUGACCUUCAACCCGCACAAGAGGAUCGAAGUGGAGCAGGCGCUGGCCCACCCCUAUCUGGAGCAGUAUUACGACCCCAGCGAUGAGCCUGUAGCCGAGGCCCCGUUCAAGUUCGACAUGGAGCUCGAUGACCUGCCCAAGGAGAAGCUGAAGGAGCUCAUUUUCGAGGAGACGGCGCGAUUCCAGCCGGGACACCGAUCGUAACUGCCCGCAGGGGGAGGGCUCGGAGGACCGACGGCCCCUCGCCACCGACGCCCCCUUCCCGGCCGUCUCCCCCCCGGCCCCGUGUCGCGCGGCCCGUCUCCGCCCUCCCGGUCGCUCCGGAGGCGGCCCCUGGUAGUUGUGGCUUUUCUCUGCUUUCGAUGAGUUCUUUCAGUGCGAAGAAUCGUGAUUGACA
Ornithorhynchus anatinus (platypus) is the source of this 1411-nucleotide messenger RNA. RefSeq names its product mitogen-activated protein kinase 1 (gene MAPK1). NCBI's taxonomy places the organism in Eukaryota, Metazoa, Chordata, Mammalia, Monotremata, Ornithorhynchidae. The record is from RefSeq and is a predicted model, not a curated record. The transcript is spliced from 9 exons. Gene Ontology annotation, cellular component: nucleus; cytoplasm. Gene Ontology annotation, molecular function: ATP binding; MAP kinase activity. Gene Ontology annotation, biological process: intracellular signal transduction; protein phosphorylation. The coding region runs from base 130 to 1218 and encodes 362 amino acids.